This is a messenger RNA of Pocillopora damicornis (cauliflower coral), 1813 nucleotides long. Its product is annotated as CCA tRNA nucleotidyltransferase 1, mitochondrial. Gene Ontology annotation, biological process: mitochondrial tRNA 3'-end processing; tRNA 3'-terminal CCA addition. The record is from RefSeq and is a predicted model, not a curated record. Gene Ontology annotation, cellular component: mitochondrion. Lineage: Eukaryota; Metazoa; Cnidaria; Anthozoa; Scleractinia; Pocilloporidae. Gene Ontology annotation, molecular function: nucleotidyltransferase activity; tRNA binding.
AGUAUCAAGAUGGCGGUCUGAACUGUUAGUAAGCCUGGAACAGUUUCAUGUUUGUUACUAACUCCAAACUAAUGUUUCGUCUGAACAACCAGAUAAAAAUAACUAUUUCAAAGCAAUUUUUGGGUACUUCGCGAAAUUUGUUUCAUCCAGUCCGAGAGAAAAUGUCUGACAAUGCCGUGGAAAUACUGGACUCGCCCGAGUUCAAAAGCGUUCUCUCUCCAGAAUUGCACUCUGUUGCCGCACCAUUCCUACAGAAUGGAUACGAUGUAAGAAUAGUUGGUGGAGCAGUGCGCGACAUUCUUUUGGGAUUGCAACCGAAGGACGUUGACCUUGGAACAAAUGCUACUCCGGAGAAGAUGAUUCAGCUGUUCAAACAACACAAUAUACACUUCAUUGAGACCGGCCUAAACCACGGCACCAUCACGGCUCAUGUUAACAAGCAAGACUUUGAAGUCACGACUUUGCGGAUUGAUGCUGAAACUGAUGGCAGACAUGCAAAAGUAGAAUUUACCCAGAACUGGAAAUUAGAUGCAGAGAGGCGUGACCUUACUUUCAAUGCCAUGAGUUUGGGACUAGACGGAAGUUUGUAUGACUAUUUUGGCGGAAAGGAAGAUCUGUCCAACCGUCGUGUCAGAUUCGUAGGUGAUCCAGAGUUGCGAAUAAAGGAGGAUUACCUUCGAAUUCUGAGAUACUUUCGUUUUUAUGGAAGAAUAGCUUCAGUAGAAGACAACCAUGACCAUUCAACAUUAAAUGUUAUACGGGAAUGCGCAGACGGAUUGAAGAAGAUUGCUGUUGAACGGAUUUGGAUGGAAGUUUCAAAAAUUUUGACUGGAAAUUACACACCAAGUAUUUUGCAUCAUAUGUAUGAGCUUAAUGUUUCUCAGUGCAUUGGCCUACCUACUUAUUCUAAAGAAAGCAUGCAGGAAUUGACUAGAGCAUGGAAGGAACAUAACAUCCAUCCACUUCAACCUGAAACUCUGCUCUGUUCCCUUGUCAACACUGCAGAGGAGGCUGAAAACCUUGCAAGGAAGUGGAAACUGUCUAAUGCAGAGAAAGCCUUGGGCAAAUUUGUAACUCAGCACAGGGAACCCAAGCCUCACGAGCAUGUUCUUAAGCCAUAUCAAGACAUAAUAGUGUCAGCACCUUAUAAGCAUGUAAGGAGUUUGAAUAAAAGUUAUGUUUUGGAAACACUGCACUAUCUGGGAAGACAUGAUCAUGCACAGGAAAUAAACACAUGGUGCAUUCCAGUGUUUCCUAUUACUGGUGGACACUUGAAGAAGUUGGGAGUCAAGCCUGGACCAGAAUUUGGAAAAAUGCUUGGAAAACUAAAGGAGAUCUGGAAAGAGAGUUAUUAUACUGUCAGUGAAGCAGAUUUACUAGAGAAGGCUAAAUCCCUUAUAGAGGGAUAAUUCCUGGUCACUUGUUCGUCAGUUAUUGAUCAUGAAUUAACAUCAGUUGUUGUACACAAUGAUGUUUAGGGACCUACAUCCAACCUUGAUCUUGCUCUGGUCCUGAAUAUUUUAUUAAUUUUUUUCUGGAGUUUCUGGUCAUGUAAACUGUUGUUUUAACUGAGAUAAUGAUUGAAAACCAAUGUGACUGAACACUAACAUUUUUGGUCUUUGCAAACUACAGACAAUGAAUUACUUUAAUGGAUCAAAGCAUUUUACUGGACCCAUGUCAAUAGCAGUUUUAUGACUGAAGUGGCUAUUUUAAAAUUUGUUUAUGAAUCCAGACUUGUAUAAUUGCCUCAAUGUUUGUGUGUUCAAUUUUCUUAAUGAUAAUAGAGAGAGAAUACAGGACAAAUUCACAUGAA